Cyprinus carpio (common carp) is the source of this 2228-nucleotide messenger RNA. RefSeq lists its product as uncharacterized. The transcript has 6 exons. The record is from RefSeq and is a predicted model, not a curated record. The coding region runs from base 51 to 2228 and encodes 725 amino acids. NCBI's taxonomy places the organism in Eukaryota, Metazoa, Chordata, Actinopteri, Cypriniformes, Cyprinidae.
UGGUGCUCUGGUUAAAGACUGCGAGCUGAGAGGCUGCGAGCGGAGGCAAGAUGCCGCGACCGAAGAAGAGGGCGACGAUAGCCAAACGGCUAUAUGCACAGAGAUGUGCAAGUACAGAGGCUGCACCGCUUCCUCUUAAAAUAAGUCAAGCAAAGUUUCCGCCACUUUCUCUUGAAAAAAGGGCAGAGGCUGCACAACCCCCUCUUAAAACAUACAGGGUCGAGGUAACGCCGCUUCCUCGUAAAAAAAUGGCCGACUGCUCCGGCAGUUGUAAUCCCGGGCCCACCCAGCAGGUUCCACCCCGUCCUGCAAAAACAAACGGGAAAGAGGCUGCACCGCUUCCUCUCAAAACAAGUCAAGCCGAGGUUAUACCAACUCCUCGUAAAAAAAAAGGUCGGUUUUGCCAUCGUGUAGAAACCACCCCUCAACAGGUUCCACCCCUUCCUGUGGGUACGAUUGGGGUAGAGGCUGCAGCGCUUCCUCUUAAAACAAUCGAAGCCGAGGUUAUGCCAGGUCCUCGUAAAAAAAUAGGCCGGUUAUGCCAUCGUGUGGAAACCACCCCUCAACAGGUUCCACCCCUUCCUGUGGGCACAAUUGGGGUAGAGGCUGCACCGCUUCCUCUUAAAACAAGUGAAGCCGAGGUCAUACCAAACCCUCGUAAAAAAAAAGGUCGGUUUUACCAUCGUGUAGAAACCAAACCACUGGAUCCGCCCCGACGUCCUGCAACAAACGGGGUAGAGGCUGCACAGCUCCCUCUUAAAACAAGUAGAGCAGAGGUUAUACCGUAUCCUCUUAAAAAAAAGGCAGGGCUGUCACCACAAAGUGGCAGUCUUGAAGAUCAUGUGAAAACGUGUCAAAACUGUGUGAAAACGUGUCAAAAGCGUAAACUGUGUGAAAACCUGCGUAAACUGUGUGAAAACCCGCCUAUACCAUGCCAAAACCCGCGUAAACAAUGUGAAAACUGUGUGAAACUGUGUGAAAACUGUGGGAAACCACAUGAAAACAAACCAAAACUCAACAACUCUGAAAUGCUUGUAAAUGUACAUGAAAUUUCUGUGAAUACUUUACCUGCAUAUUGUGAUUCUCCACAGCAAUCGGUGCAGAAAGGUUCUCUCGAUCAAGCAGUUGGCAGCAGUUUUCCACGCUCUUCCGGUAAAGCCCUUUACAGUGAAGUUGUAAAACGCCCACCCAAGGUAUGUGAAUCGGUCAAGACUGAGGUAAGGACAUCUGAUUUUCAAGUAGACUCGGGCAAGCUCUGUCAACCCCAGAUGAGGUACCCAAUGAAAAGCCAAUCAAAACCCAUGCAAUCUGAACCAAACAUUCCUGCAAAUUCCCAUGAAAAUGCUUUGAGUAUUUGUUGUGAUUUUCCACAGAAAUCCAUGCUAAAAGGGUCUUUUGAUCAAGCCGAUGCCUGCUUUGGAGAUUCACACAACAGACAGUGUGGAGCCAUCGGUCUGACAGCGGUGUUAAAAAGCAAGCUUAAGAACGUGCUGACGUGGUCGACACAAGAUCUGGAUGGUGUCUUGGUUGCAGGAACAUGCCUCUAUGAGUCUCUAAGAAACCAGGGUAACAUAAAAGACCGGCAAGUCAAGGGUAGGAAUUACAUUGCAGUCCAUGAAUUACCGAGGAGACACGUGCUGGGUAAUACUACAUUUUCCAUCGAGUACACUCCGUCUCUGACUGGUUUUGUUAAUGUCAAUGAGUACCAGGAGUAUGACGAAGCCAUAAGCGGUGUAGCCAUGCCACUUGAUGUAGGCCUUCAGCAAGCUCUACUGACUCCGUGUCAGACAAAGACCAUAAAACCUGAUGGGAACUGCUUCUUCAGAUCGUUGGCACAUGUCAUAUGUGGAAGUGAGGAGAAACACUUGAAGGUUCGCCGUGCGGUUGUGAAACAUCUGAAAAUGAAUACUCCGCUGUUUGAGAGCACAGAGAUCGAGAUGGUGUUUGUGCAGGAGCAUGUGGAAAUGCAGUGUCAAAUGAGGUCGGCAAGCCAUGUCUACGUAAAAGGAAGACAAGAGGUUGGUAGUGGUCCAGAGUUUGUGUGCUGUGUCUGCCGCUACUUUUCAGAAAGCAGGUUGUUGAAUGUAGAAGACAAUGCUAUGAAGACAAAGGAGAAAAUCGCUGCUUUGGGCAGAAGAUGCAUAACAACCAGGGUGCAAAUUAUGGAUUUGUCUAACGUGUCAUUGAAAAAUCCUUUGUGGACAACUGCCCGAAGAGAGCGUUGCUAA